This is a messenger RNA of Leguminivora glycinivorella, 1256 nucleotides long. RefSeq lists its product as uncharacterized. Bases 218 to 841 code for a protein of 207 amino acids. The transcript has 2 exons. The record is from RefSeq and is a predicted model, not a curated record. NCBI's taxonomy places the organism in Eukaryota, Metazoa, Arthropoda, Insecta, Lepidoptera, Tortricidae.
GGAGAACAUAAUCUAAACAAAUUAAAUUCAUAAUUUAGUCAACAAUAGAAUUGUAUUGCAAUGUGGUCGCAUACAGCAUUGGUGCUUGCAGUGUUGGUUGGUGUUGCAUUCAGCGCAUCGCAAUAUGGACAAUUCCAAGACCAACCAUCAGUAAAUGAGCUUUUAAGCUAUCAAGAUUUCCACUUCACUCGUUUACAUAAGCGAUCUCCUCACGGUGAUGCACCUUCAGGACCCGAAAGAAUAUUUCCAGGCGAUAGAGACCCACCAGAUCACCACCAUCAACCACCAGGAUAUGAACCACCUGGACACAGACUACCUAGAGGACAAGGACCGCCACGCGGACACGGACCACCUGAGAGGCAAGAGCCACCACCUGAGUAUGAACCGCCAGAGAGGCAAGAGCCACCACGUGGCCAUGGACCACCUGAGAAGCGAGGGCCUCCGCGUGGUCACGGACCACCUGACAAUCGUGGACCACCUAAGAAGCGAGGGCCUCCGCAUGAUCACGGACCGCCUGACAAUCGUGGACCACCUGAGAAGCGAGGGCCGCCACCAGGCCACGGACAGCCUGGCACACGUGGACCGCCAGACGGGCGAGGACCGCCACGUGAUCACAGACCGCCUGAGUGGGAAGGUCCGCCAAGAGGUAAUAGAGAUGGACCAUCAGAUACACAUAGACCACCUGAAAGGCAAGGUCCGCCGUAUGGACACGGGCCACCUGACAAACAUGGGCCCCCUGGUAAACACGAGCCUGAAGUAUACGAAUACCCAGAUAGACAACGAAAACCUACAGAAAAUGGACAACCUGGGGAAGCACCACCUAAUAAUAGACAUGAAAUAGCUGCUGACUACCGCGAUGAUCCAUUUAACCGUGAAUCGGAUUCACCUAAAUAUCUAUCAACUAAUAAUGACAAAUAUUUCCAAGUACCUAAUUCAAAUGCAAAUAGUCAAACAAAUCACAGAGGCGGCCAAAUUCUUAGUAAUUUAGGUACUAAUAUCAAUCACUCGACAAUGGCUAGAACUCAAUCUCCUGACUUAAAUGCUUAUCAAGUUACUGCCGUGACGCCAGAAAGUUGAUUUUGUAAACAAAUCAUUACCUAAAAUUAUUUGCAUUGCUUUGUUGGUAUAAACGAUUGUAAUGACUGUAUGUACAUUGGUGUUGGUAUUUCAAUUUUCUGUACGUACAACUAACAAUUUUUAGGUUAAAUGCAGAAUAGGUUUAAGUCCUGGUUCUUAAAUAAAACCCAGAUUUAUUA